AUGAUAUCGAUAAAAGGACCGCAACAGUGGAAGGGAAGUCGUGCGAGGAACGACGAGACGUCAGACAUUCCCAGAGAGGUACUGGAGAAGUUUGGUGAACUUGGAGGUUAUGGCAUUCUUGUACCCGAGCAAUACGGUGGUGCCGGUAUGUGCAACAGUCAAAUGGCGAGACUCGCCGAAACCAUCGGCGCCCACGAUCUCGGUUUCGGCAUUGUGAUGGGUGCUCAUCAGUCGAUUGGCUAUAAGGGCAUUCUCCUCUUUGGUACUGAUGAACAAAAAGAUAAAUAUCUACCAGAUUUGGCUGCUGGACGUAAAUUUGCUGCAUUCUGCCUUACCGAGCCGAGCAGCGGAUCCGAUGCCAAUUCAAUCAAAACCCGAGCUGAGAAAAGUCCGGAUGGCAAGCAUUAUAUACUGAACGGUGGUAAGAUCUGGAUCAGUAACGGUGGCUUCGCCGAUGUCUUCACCGUGUUCGCUCAGACUCCAGUGAAAAUGCCCGACGGUAGCACGAAAGACAAAGUGUCCGCGUUCAUAGUCGAGCGAGCGUUUGGCGGUGUAACCAGUGGUCCACAAGAAAAGAAAAUGGGCAUCAAAGGAUCGAAUACCGCUGAAGUGCACUUUGAUAACGUUAAGGUGCCCGUAGAGAAUUUGCUUGGAGUUGAAGGUGAAGGAUUCAAAGUAGCGAUGAACAUCCUGAACAACGGCCGGUUCGGUAUCCCUGCAUCAUGUACUGGUUCGAUGAAGUAUUGCAUUCAGAAGACGGUUGAUCACAUAACACAUCGCGUGCAAUUCGGUCAAACUCUGCAAGAAUUCUUCAACGUUCAAGAGAAGCUCACGAACAUGGUUGCUCGACAUUAUGCCACGGAGUCGAUUGUCUAUCUCCUUGCAGCGAAUAUGGAUCGCGGAAUUCAGGACUAUCAGCUGGAGGCAGCCAUUGGGAAGGUUGCGGCGUCGGAAAAUGCCUGGUGGGUAUGUGAUGAAGCGAUUCAGCUGCACGGUGGUAUGGGAUUCAUGAAGGAUUGUGGUCUGGAACGAGUCAUGAGGGAUCUACGAAUCUUCAGAAUAUUCGAGGGUGCAAACGAUGUCAUGCGACUAUUUGUGGCUCUGACUGGAGCGCAACAUGCUGGAAAACAUCUCCAACAGGUGGCUAAGGAUAUUAAAUCCGGUAGCAUUGGAACGCUUUUCGGACAGGUGGUGAAGAGAGCAACAGGUGGCAGCACUGGAGCGGAUUUCGGAGCUGUGGUGGAUCCAGCUUUGAGCGAUUCAGCCAAAAAGUUGGACGACUGCAUCAAGGAAUUCGGCAAAACAGUUGAAAAUCUUCUCAUCAAGUAUAAAAAGGGCAUUAUAGACCGACAGUAUGAGCUGAUCCGUGUCGCGGACGCGGCGAUCGAUAUCUAUAGUAUGAUCGCUACGCUUUCUAGGUGA
Molecule: messenger RNA, 1422 nt
Organism: Haemonchus placei
Lineage: Eukaryota; Metazoa; Nematoda; Chromadorea; Rhabditida; Trichostrongylidae
Source: the annotation of a GenBank genome assembly